GAGGACCGGCGUCACCAGCCUGAGGGGGGGGUGGUAGACCAGGGAUCCCCAGUCCUGCAGGGAAACGAGACGAGGACAGGGCUGACUGGAGACCCGAGUCCUGCAGGAACAGAGACGGUACCGGCAGCUCGGAGGCUGCAGUUCCUCCAGUUCCUCCGCAUUUCACCUGGAAUACCUGCUGGUUCUGGUUCUCGGAGGCUCCAGUCCCUCAGACCGGAUCAGACCAGACCAGGCUCAGCACUUCACCUGGACUACCUGCUGGUUCUCAAUCUUCCUUGAGAGGAAGAUGAGCUGCAUCCCGGCCUCCCACAGCAUGAACAUGCUCAGUCAGGUUGAACCUCAGAUGGAGGACGGUCCGGUUCAGAGAAGAGGAAGCAGAGCCUAUCAGAUCUUUCCGGAGACCAACUCCAGCGAGGAGUCGGACUAUCCAGAGGAUUUCCAGUACCGACGGGAACGUCUGCCGUCCAUCGUGGUGGAACCGACCGAGUUCAGCGAGCAGGACGGAGGGCUAGCACGGCCGUCACGGUGUCAGGCUAGCGCGGACGAGGACGGACCAACGGAAACAUCGGUGGAGGAGCAGGAGGAGGAAACGGACAAGAGCUCGGUGAUCAGGAAGUUUUCCAUCAGUCCGUCCCAGAGUCCGGUGUCCACGUUCCACCUGACCCCCCCGGCCUCCCCGACAGCUGCUGAAGAGGCCCCGCCCUGCCUGAGGAACUGAACCGGUUUAACCAGGCCCUGCACUGCAAAAACUCAAAAUCUUAACAAGAAUAUUUAUUUCUAGUUAAAAUCACUGGAAAAAACAACAAUUUUCACCUGUUUCAAGAAGAUUUUCACUUGAAAUAAGUAGAAAAAUCUGACAAAUCUGAUCAGAUUUUUUUGCUUGUAAUAAAAAGAUAAAUCUUGUUCCACUGGCAGAUUUUUCUACUUAUUUCAAGUGAAAAUUUACUUGAAACAGGUGAAAAUUGUCAAAUAACAAGUUAUUUGUCUGGUGAUGACUCUUGUUUUAAGUGUAAUGAGAUUUUUUGACUAAAAAUGAGACAUUUUAACUAGAAAUAAGACAAAUAUUCCUGGUAAGAUUUGGAGUUUUUGCAGUGUGGAAACCUCUGGAAACCCCUGGAACGGUGUAGACGUGGAUCUGUAACCGUCGGCAAGAACACUGAACGUCCCCAGUGGCGCCACCAGGGGGAUAUACUGUAUAUAUAUAUAUAUAUAUAUAUAUAUAUAUAUAUAUAUAUAUAUAUAUAUAUAUAUAUAUAUAUAUAUAUAUAUAUGUAUUAAUAAAAUAAAUAUAUGAUAUAUUAGAAUAUAUAUGAUAUAUAUUCUAUAUUAAAAAUACAUUCCCCAUGUACCAUCUGGCCCCUGAACGCGAUUACAGACGUGGAUCCUUUUACGUUUAUUACUGUGUCUUUAAACAGUUUCCAUCAGUUUUUAGUGUCGUAUAAUCUUUGCCUGGACUGUGAGGUUGUUCGGGUGUGAAGAUCCGUCCUCGUUGGUCGGGAAUCGGACCUGAAACCAGGAAUCAGCCGGGGCUGCAAAGGUGGUACUUUUUCAGACACUUUCCUUAAGAGGUUACACUGAGCAAUUUUAGAAAUAUUCCAAUUAUCAAUUGGGAUUAACAGAAAUACGGAAGAGAAUCAGGGCCGUGCAGGAGAACAAAUAUUUGAGAGGGGAAGAUUUUUUUUAUGGUGCACUUCUCCUGCCGGGCCCUGAUACUCUCCCGUACAGAAAUAUACGAGAAUUAACAUGAAAAUAUUAAAAUAUUAAACAUCUUGUGGUUACUUGGGCUGAAUGUUGCUGCAUCUUUGUGGCAUUUUGUUUUCACGUGAAAAUGUCAUUUUUAAUUUCAUUUGAAAGAAUAUUGAUUUAUUUAAUUUUAUAGUGUGGUCUAGCUCUGGGGUUUAUUUUUAAGUUUUUAAGUUUAUUAUUACGCCCUCAGUUCAACGGAGAAGCAGAAAUCUGACUGUAGAGACUCAACUAAGUAAAGCUGGAAGAGAAAAUGAGAAAAUGAGAGUUAAACCCGAGCAAACAACAUAAUCCAGAAGAGAAUCAACCUCCGAGCUGCUAAAAUGAUCUUCACGUUGCCUCAACGUUGGUAUUUGUACAGUAUUUUUAGAGAUAUAAACACUUUUUAUUCCUUCUGUGUUGGUUUUUGGAUCCAGACAUCGUGGCAGUUGCACCUUUCUCCAGUUACGAGUUAAUCUUGAUGUUAAAAGAAAUAAACACAUUUACACUCUGGUCCAAAAGGCAGUUUUGUUUUCUAUAGUUACAUUUCUAACUCAUGACUGUACUGAUAAACGUUGUUGUUUCUGCUUGUGUAAAUGAUGUUAAACCUCAUGUAAUUACGUUGUUUUAGCUCCAACAUGAUGAACUCUGAGCUGGGAAUAAAAACCA
Molecule: messenger RNA, 2391 nt
Organism: Cololabis saira (Pacific saury)
Lineage: Eukaryota; Metazoa; Chordata; Actinopteri; Beloniformes; Belonidae
Product: protein LBH-like
Exons: 4
Coding region: 287-718 (143 amino acids)
Source: RefSeq, a predicted model, not a curated record